AUGAGCUGUAGUGAUUCCUCGUUAUUUAUUCAAACUAACAGUUUGCGAACUACAAUUCUUGCGGUUUAUGUGGAUGAUAUUAUUAUAACUGGCAGUGAUACCUCUUAUAUCUCCACUCUAAUCACUGAAUUAAGUGCUCAGUUUGCUAUAAAGAACCUCGGGAACUUGAACUAUUUUCUUGGCAUUGAGCAAAAAUAUGCGUUGGAUCUCCUCCAGAGAGCUGCUAUGCUGAAUUUUUCUUCUACUCCAUUUCAUAAUCCAUCUCUGUACAGAAGCAUCGUUGGAGCCCUGCAGUAUAUAACUAUUACAAGACCUGAUUUGGCCUUUGCUGUUAACUCUGUUUGUCAACACAUGCAAUCUCCUACAAAUGACCACUUUACUGCAGUAAAACGUAUCUUGCCUUAUCUCAAAAGGACUGUUACACUUGGUAUUCAGUUCACUAGAGGACCUUUCACUCUUACUGCCUAUUCAGACGCUGAUUGGGCAGGUGAUACUUGUGAUCGUCGGUCGGUUAGUGGUGACCCGGAAAGAUGA
This is a messenger RNA of Olea europaea var. sylvestris, 534 nucleotides long. RefSeq lists its product as uncharacterized. The transcript is spliced from 3 exons. The record is from RefSeq and is a predicted model, not a curated record. The coding region runs from base 1 to 534 and encodes 177 amino acids. Lineage: Eukaryota; Viridiplantae; Streptophyta; Magnoliopsida; Lamiales; Oleaceae.